This is a messenger RNA of Haemonchus placei, 309 nucleotides long. NCBI's taxonomy places the organism in Eukaryota, Metazoa, Nematoda, Chromadorea, Rhabditida, Trichostrongylidae. The record is from the annotation of a GenBank genome assembly.
AUGAUAAGGUUUCUUACAACGUCUCUCAGUUUCACUAACACCAUACCAAGAGAUAAAUCACACUACAACUCUGUUGAGCCUUCAACACGGAAAAAGAUCUGCGGUAUGACAACAAGUCCAAGUCCAAGGAACAGCCGACAUGUUGUAGAAAAGAAGCAAAAGCCGUUCAUGGCGACCACUAGCACCACCGAGCUAGACUUGCGUCGUAGUAAUGCCCUCGAAGACUGGAUGAACGAAAUGAGACAUCAGGAGAAGCCUAUUGCAAUGACAAAUCGAACCGAAGCGGAACAAAUCGCAUCGGAUGAGUGA